Lymnaea stagnalis (great pond snail) is the source of this 7514-nucleotide messenger RNA. The record is from the annotation of a GenBank genome assembly. Lineage: Eukaryota; Metazoa; Mollusca; Gastropoda; Lymnaeidae.
AUCAUUAUGGAACAUUCUAACUCAUCUUCGGUCUCCGAAGAUGUUACAAUUCUACGCCCACAUAACACCAUAAGAAAUCUGUACGGUCCACGAACAGCGCUGGUAUUUUAACAAACUUUUUAAAUUAUAAAUUCAAUAAUUUUUUGUCCGUAGCCUUACUUACUUUUAGCUAUGCGGUAGGCCUUGGCCUUAGCCCAUACUCAUACUUAGCUAUUGACAAUUGUUGGGAUUUGGGGGGCAUAGAUUAUUGGGUAAUCUACCACUUGAGCAAGGGCCGGCUAAGAAAAAAUCCACUUAAUCCAGUUGUUCCGUUUGGAAGGGCUAUUUAAACAACUAUUCUUACAUUGGAGUCCGUUAAUAUUUUUGCUUCCGUAUAGGCAUAGGCUAUAAAGUUAUAUAGCACAAUACUAAUACAUUUAAAUAAUUAUAACUGCCUAGCUACCGAUAUGCCAGGAAGAAAAAGAGACUACAAAAGUGCCGAUGUUUGAUACAGAUAAGAUACGAAAUGAACAAGAAUGGUGGCUGUCCACUGUCCACACUACUGAUGAAUUUGUCAGACCCCUUAUUCAACAUCUAAGAUGGUGCAUUAACAAAAUUAUUAUUUUUUUUUAAUCCAGUUGACGCGGAUGUCCACACACAGAAUGUGGAAAACGUGGAUGCUCAAAAAGCGUAAACUGAAAAGACAGUUUGGAACAAGCCGUGAUCUUUCCUCUUCAUAUUUACAUGAAUUCAUGUACCACAACCGAUUUCGUGGAACUUAUAUUUUUUGAAACUUCAUUGUCGCCUUGGGGGAGAACUAUCCAUAAUUCCUUUUUCAAACAUUAAAUUGUUUAAAUUUUUCUAUUUCAAAUUUUUUAAAUAGUUUUUCUAUUUAAAAAAAAAAAUUUCUUGUGUAUUUGUAUUAGUACUAUUAUAUGGGAAUGAAUAUGCACAACCAAUGUCGUUAAAAAUAGUAUAUGAAUAAUUGUUUAAAUAGCCCUUCCAACCGGAACAGCUGGAUUUUUUCUUGGCCGACGCUCAAGUGGUAGAUUACCGAUUAUUGAUUAGUGUGGGCUGUUUUCUCGUUGAUGUGCCAGAAAGAAGUGCGAGUAUGUUAUGGUGACAUGGACAUGACAUGAGUCAAAAUGAGUGCAGUCAUUAUGAUAAUUUAUGAAAUUAUGUAUGGCUGCAGCUAUUCGGACCCGGGAUUGAAGAAUGAAAGAUUGGGCUUAUUAACAAAAUUUAAAAAAUAUUAUUGUUGGGUUUGUACAUUGUAAGUGUAAGACAAAACUUGGUAAUUGGUAUCAAAUGAAAGAUAAUUUAGAAUGCACUAUUAUUCACUAUGAAUGACUAUAUGUUUGUAAACUUACUAAUUACUUCUUCAGUUUAACUAAAAUAAACUACCACAAAUGACACUCGAGUAGCAUUUAAUAUAAAGGGACCCGGGUCCAAAUAGCAGCAAUUCACUACGAAAUGUUAACCCACCUGGGUAAACAAGGGAGAGAACUUCUGCUGGCUCUCAUAAACCAAACCUGGACUACAGGCACAUUGCCGAAAAUGUGGAAAAAGGCCAUAGUGCCCAUAGUCAUACCAAAGAAUGGAAAACCAGGUCAUUUACCGACAAGCUACCGUCCAAUCUCCCCCACAGACCACUGGUUUCUGGAGAAAAUAAGUGCUUACCACCUACGCAAGGUGGUUCAGCAAGGGCCGCCAGGCCAUGGAUCAGGUGAUCUGUCUAGUUCAGUCCAUGACAAAUUAGCUCCAAAUGAAAAAUCACAUGAUCACCGUGUUCUUUGACCUCAAACAUGCGUACGAACGAGUAUGGCGCAUGGGCCUCAUGUAUAAGGAUUUCUGGAAACUUGUCCGUGUCCGCAUGGGGGGAGGAAUUCUUGAGAAACAACUAUUGCCACACGGGUUGCCCAGGUUGGCAAUAACAUAUCUGAUCAGCUUGUCCCAGGGGACGGACUCCCGGAGGAGUCCGCCCUUAGCUGCACACUUUUCCUCGCCUAUGUUUACGACCUGCAAGAGAAAUUGAAUCUCAGAACGCGAUGUUAACGGACGAUUUAGUAAUUUGGAGUUUGGGAAAGGAUGUCAAAACCUUGCAGAUCCCGCUGCAACACGACCUAGACCGAAUUGAAGCCUAUGCGAAUAGGUGGAAAAUGGCUGUGAACACUGACAAGACGGUUUACUGGAUGUUCACGAAUGGAAGGAAUGCACUUAAAGUGGUAACGAAAUUAACCAUCAAUGGUAAAAAAUUGAUAUGGGAUCGGACUCCAGUGUAUUUGGGCAUGUAGUUGGAUUAGAAGCUUAGCUCCAUAACCACAUACACGAACUGUGUGGCAAAACUUCACAAAAAUUGGGCCUGGUGAAAAAUCUAGCCAGCACAGAUUGGGUUGCUGAUGCAAGACUAUUGAGGUCCCUUUACCUCAGUAGCAUAAGAGGGGCAAUGGACUACAGACUCCCAGUCCAAAUUUUUGAGAGCCGCUCAGCUCUAGAGGGCUUGGACAGCAUUCAAAACCGAGUUCUUAGGUUUGUAUGCGGGGCGAUAGGCACAACACCCUUGGCGGGAAAAGGUGGUCCUAACAACAAAUGGACAGACAGGAACCCUGCUUUCAGUUACAGGCCGGCCCUAAACAAGAACUACUAAAGGCAGUGCAAAAAACGAUUAACGCUUACCCAGACAGCCUGUUAAAAGUCCUGCCUUGAAGAUAUGAUUUACGGCGAUGCCUACCAGAUGUGGCAAGCCGCCACAAUAAUAGCCAGGGCUAUAAGAGAUUGGAUCUCAGCCCAUAAGAGUAUUGAUCGUUAUUAGUGGUUUUGAGAUGCCUAUUGUAUUGACUCAUAAAUGUGUGCCUGAAAGGAAUAUGCAGCAUGCACAAUGACAAUGUUAUAAUUAUAAUUAUAAAAAGAAUUUCCUUUUAUUUGGAUCAAUUAUAAACAUUUUUCCCUCUUUAUAUUAUUAUUACUAUUUAUUAUUUAUUACUUUAAAAAUAGCACUUCCAGUGGGAAUAACAAAUUUAAAAAGAAAACCACGCAAAUGGUAAAUUACCACAAAUGUAACUUUUAAAAAGUAUCAAUCUAAAGGUAAUCUCUUAUUUUAGUACUCUUUGACAUUUAGUGUAUAAUUAUAGAAAAUAGACUUAAUAGAGUGUAGGCCUAUAGAGAGUGAUCAUGAUUAUUACGAAGUCACUGGAAGGGGUGAGUUGUUGAGCCCUAUAAAUAAUUGUAGCUUCUAAAAGCUCAAUUUGCUAUUUUGGCUAUGUGCAUGCUGUUAUUGUAAUAAUGAUCACAUUAUUUAGAUUGUUUAGCUGAAUAAAUGCACAUUGUUUUACCAUGAAAGCAUAAAUUAACAAGUCGUACUAAAGCAACAAUUUUUGUAACCUGUAAUUAUCUAAAUGCAGUAUUAUUAGUCAUUAGUAUUAUUAUAUUAUGUAAAAUUAAAAUGAGGGGGUGCAGCCCAACCUACUGGUACAUUCAUAGUUAUCAUAGUAACAUACCGUUAAAAAAGGACAAACUAACUUACAUUUUCAUCAAGUUUUUUUGAAUUCAUAGCUCAAAAACUACAUUCAAUAAUUGAUCCCUAAACUGUGUGGACAAAAGCAUUGUGCUCUAUCCAUAACAGAUUAUGCCCAGGAUGCUUUGCGUACUACCCAAGGCAUUUUAUGCAUAGGGCGCAUCUCGUUAUUCCCAUCACUGGCCUAAUUAUUAUGCGCUUUAUUUUUAAAAUCACUAGGCCUUGGUUAUUUACCAGAAGGAAUUACAUUUAAAAACACUUCAAUAGUUAGGGCCUAAUACAAAAAAAUUAUAAUAUUUUUUUUUUCUACGAGUCUUAUAUUUUUGUUGGUUUUUAAGGUAAUUUUAAUUUCUCCUUGUAUACCAGUAAUACCACAAUGGCACCAUGCCCAUGAAGUUUUUAUAAGUUUAAUAGUUUUUGUUUUGGGACAAAAGGGCAAUAUUUGACUUAUAAAACCCAUUUAAUAAUAAAAUAAGUUAAUUUUUUUUAUUUUAAAAAAAGAAAAAGUUAACUAUGAAACAAAAACAAAAAACUUGUUCAUUUGCAUUGAACGUAGUACACUAAAAUCAGAGAUUACCAUUUUAGGGCCUAUAGUUUGCCUACAAAAAAUAGUAAGUCAUAAAUAGUAGGUAAGCUAAGACUACUAAUAGUAAUUAGGAAGGCCUAAUAGUUAAAUAUAAUUUUUGCAAAACAGGAGUACUUCCAGCUAAAUGUCUAUGCUGGCAAUUUUCAAUUUCAAAUUGUGAUUUUAAAACCUUAACUGAACCAUUUCAUUAUGUUUUCUGCAUGUAGGUCAUUGCCCAUGAGCAUUGUCUACGUAUACCAGAUGAUUUAAAGACUUUUACAGAAGGGGAACAUGGAGUCAAUGUGUGAGUUUAAUCAUGUUCACUAGCACCAUGUAUGGCAAAGCCACCUGACCCUGGCUCAGUCAUGAGCAAGCAGCAGGUAUGCCACAGCCACCUGACCCCUGGCUCAGUCACUAGCAAGCACCAUGUAUGGCACAGCCACCUGACCCCUGGCUCAGUCACUGGCAAGCACCAUGUAUGGCACAGCCACCUGACCCCUGGCUCUGUCACUAGCAAGCACCAUGUAUGGCACAGCCACCUGACCCCUGGGUUUAGAAAUUAGUUGUAAAUAACAAUGUAAUAAUUCCAGUUUUAAUCCAAUGGAUGCUUUGGGAUGAUGCGGGAGUUAUUAUUUAAAAAAUUUGUACACAUUAAAUGACUGGAAGUGUGUUUGUGCUUAAUAUAAUUCUGAAUAUUUUAUUCUUUUAAGGCGAUAUACAAAGAAAUUACCAUUAAAGAACACUAACCAUCCUCCGAUUGAUGCUAUUGUAAUGGUUUACAAGAUCGGUGACAAAGACAGGUAAGUUAACAACAAAAACUGAAAAAAUUCAGUGGCCAUUAAAAUAUAGAACAAAUUAAAAAAUAAUUCUGUCCUCACCUCUCUAUCUCUCCCUCCCUCCCUCCUACAACUGGUUCCUUGAUGGCUCUUAAUGUCCUGUACAACUUUUUGAAAAAAAAGUUUUUUGCCAUUUUGAAUUGUUUCCAUUAGAAUUAUGAUUAUAUAGGCUAUAGGGUGCAUGCGGAAAACCUAAGUUGGCAAAUAUUUACGUCAUGCACAGAAACAUCAAAAGGCAAAUGGAGGAUAAUAUAAAUUGAUAACUAAUGCAAGUGUGAUAUUUUUCUAGUAUUAGUAUUGGGCUAUUAAUGGACAGCCAGAAUUUCAGGAUAACCCCCCACCGCCCCUGUUCGCAAACUCCAAAAUUAAGAACCUCCCCUCAGUACAUAUGUUCAAUGGCCCUUGUAAUUAAAUAAUCAUUGAACCUUGAAUGCUGAUGAAUUACCAUAUUCAAAGACAGUGUCAUUUUUGUUCAAGGGGCCAGAUGCGAACCCUUGCCUUUAUACCACAUUUAAAAGCAUAUCUUAUUCUGGCUCACAGAAAGCAUAAAUACUUUAUCGAUAUCUGCAAAGUACUUGAGAUGUCAUUAAAUAUUACAAUUUUAUUUUUCUGUUCAUUAAAAAGGUUUAUGUGACAUUUUAUUUUCAUUUUAUUCAGAGUAUACAAUUUAUAGGGGUAAUUAAAACGAAAUUUAUGAAAUAUAAAACAGUCAACAAAGACACUAGAAUGUGACUAGUUCAUUAAAGAUAGAUCCUGCUUUGCCAAUGGAAUGUUUUAUAUUUCUUGUCAUGGUCUUAAGUCUAAACUAGGAUAUAAUAAUAAUUGCAUGUACCCAUUGGCAUAGCAAACAGGAUAGCUGGGCAGCAGCCUUAAAAAUGGUAUCCAUUGGUGUUAAGGUGGAAGACAAAGUUGUUUGGUUUUGUUUUUGAAGCCUUUCUCUUCUACUCUUCCUUUCCCCUGUACGGCAGUAAGUGUGCAACUCAAAACAUGGCUCCUUAUAAGUUAAUGGCUUCGUUAAAAGUUAAUGGCUCCGUUAAAAGUUGUACAAGUUUAUUUCACUUCACAACUCAUAAUGCUACUUACUAAACUUACUAUUAUGUACCAUUAUAGUUGUCUAUGUGGAAUAUCUAGAUGUUUUUCCAAGAUUGAUAUGACAGUCACUUUGUUUAAUUUCACACACUUUUUAAAGGGUGCUCUAGUCUUUAAUUAACCCGCUUUUCUUGUUUUCACCCAGCUUCAACACCAUUAAGCAAAGUUUACCUCUUGUUGACAUCAAAUACCUUCUUAGCCAAUGUUUUAUAUUGGUGGUUUCUGGUGAGUAGCUUAUAUUAGUAAUAUACUUAACUUAGGUUACUGUUGGUUAAUUUUACAUGUAAAAAAAAAAAAAUGAAUCCCCUACAGGUUACCGUUGGCUUGUUGGGCAUUUAUAAAAGAAAUGAUUCAGUCAUUCCAACCUGAGUUGUAGCCUUGACUUGAGCUGUCUUUGUUUUAAGUGAGGGAGAGUUGCUCAAUUCGCCAGCCUCACUUUCUCUUAUUCUUGCCUAUUUGAUCCAAUGGCUUGACUUAGUCAAGACCACUGGAAAUAGACCAGGAUGCAGUAGAUGACCAGCCGUGUGUAUUUGUGUUUCACUGUGCUCUUUAUGGGUUCAACGUUGCAGGCAUAGUCAGAAUUUACAUUGCUUCAAUGUCAUAACGCCUACAGGAAUCCAUCUCAGGGUUUGAUUUCAGAGCUUUCCUACUCUUAGAUGAGCUGCCAUCCAAGGAUCACGAGUCCCAUCCAACCGGGGUGAUGGUUUACUUGUCUAGGCGUUUUCCGGGUAUUGAGCUCUAGUCCACUAGCUUGGUCCAGUCACACCACAUGACAACAGCACAGGCCAAUCAGGUCACAAAGUUCACUCAAUACACACAAAAAUAAUCGUCAGACAUACAAACUGUUACACCCAUUUUGAGAUUGCAGAAAACAACAACAAGUCUACCAAUCUUAUAGUUGUUGCUGAUUAUAAUUUUUAUUUCUCAGAUGGUGAUGUUUUUGGUGGAGAUCUUAAAGAGAUUGAAAAUUUUUCAAGACUUUACCAUUUACCUUUUCACUGCGCUUACAGGCGAAAGGUAGUGUGAGACUACCACAUUAUAAGACUGCUAUAAGUACUUCAAAUAACCUUAAGAAACACAGAUUUUGAAAGUUAUCUGUUUUAAAAUGUUUCAUUUGGGGAUUAGUUCAAUUUAAAUAAGAUGUCAGAACAUGAUGUCCCAACCACUGAUGAAUAUUUUUUUUUUUUUUUGCUGUUUGCAUAUUUAUUUCUCGGUUUUCAAAUUGUGACACAUUGCUCUGUUUUCAUCUAUCUAGGAUCCAGAAGGAAAAGGUUUGCAGAGGCUUCAGAUCCCAAGCAACCUGAUGUCCAUUUACUGUCCUCCCGCUGGAAGUGAUGUCAACCCAUUUGUUAUUGCUGCCAAUUUGGUUAGGAAUGAGCAAGCAAUGGCUUCUGCAAGUCAAAACAUUACGGAUUAGUAUCAAAGUAUCAAGCACAGUUAUAUUGCACACUGCUAAUCAACAUGAGCCAUGACUAUGCUCAAUAGAUAUUAUUACUGCAUAUCUAGUUUGGCCAAACAAAGCCUCAUCUGA